Scleropages formosus (Asian bonytongue) is the source of this 3003-nucleotide messenger RNA. RefSeq names its product phosphatidylinositol 4-kinase, catalytic, beta (gene pi4kb). The record is from RefSeq and is a predicted model, not a curated record. The coding region runs from base 212 to 2758 and encodes 848 amino acids. Gene Ontology annotation, biological process: phosphatidylinositol phosphate biosynthetic process; phosphatidylinositol-mediated signaling. Gene Ontology annotation, cellular component: membrane; cytoplasm. NCBI's taxonomy places the organism in Eukaryota, Metazoa, Chordata, Actinopteri, Osteoglossiformes, Osteoglossidae. Gene Ontology annotation, molecular function: 1-phosphatidylinositol 4-kinase activity. The transcript is spliced from 12 exons.
GCCUACUGUUUUGUCGGCAGCUUUGAGGACCCUCAGGCGCUGGCGCGGACAGACCCAGGCCUGUCACAUCUCCAAGUUGCGGAGCAAAACGAGAAACUCAGCAGCCGAGUGGCGGCGGAGGAGUCCGGAUGUCGCCGCUAAUGGAGCUGGAAUAGCGGCGGUAGUGAAAACUCCACUCGUUUUCUUGUGAGUGGCCUGUGUUUAAACCACCAUGGGGGAUGUGGAUGUGGAGCCUUCCCUCAACCAGGUGGAGGAGCAUCAGCAGAGCCCCUCUGGCUCCUCCACAUCCAGCCUCUCUUCUCCCUCCUCGCCUUCUGUCAGUCUUCAGCAAGUACAGCAGCAGCAGUCUCUCAGUCCUGGGAGCAGUGACAGUGCUCGGGGGGUUAGCCCACCCUUGGACAUAAUUUCUGAGGGUGUGGGGGAACUCAGUAUUGUUAUUGACCCUGAGAUGGCGAAGAAAGCCUGCCAGGAAGUGCUGCAGAAGGUGAAACUCCUUAAGGGUGAGAAAAGUGCGGAGAGUGGCAUGACUAAUGGAACAGUACACGUGGAGCCUGUCGGGGGCGGGGAGGGAAAACCUCCCAAGAUCCGGGAAGAGGAGGAGGAGGACCCCCUCCCUGGGACAGUGAAGAGUGCCCGGCGACGGCAGAAAUAUAAUUCCUCCAAGCAGUCGUGGCUUUUGCGACUGUUUGAGUCCAAACUCUUUGAUGUCUCUAUGGCCAUCUCCUAUCUGUACAACUCCAAGGAGCCAGGGGUGCAGGCCUACAUUGGCAACCGUCUCUUCAGCUUCCGCCACGAGGAAGUGGACUUUUACCUGCCACAGCUGCUUAACAUGUACAUCCAUAUGGAUGAGGAUGUGGGUGAUGCCAUCAAGCCCUACGUGGUGCACCGCUGUCGGCAAAGCAUCAACUUUUCAUUGCAGUGCGCCUGGCUGCUGGGGGCCUACUCAUCCGACAUGCACAUCUCCACGCAGCGUCACUCUCGUGGCACCAAGCUGCGCAAACUCAUCCUCUCAGAUGAGCUUAAACCUGCGAGCCAGCGAGUCCGGCGGGAGCUGGCACCACCCCUAUGCAUGCCUCCUGUGCUUCCAGAGCAUGGGCUCUCGCCCUCGAAGCGUACGCAUCAGCGCUCCAAGUCAGAUGCCACUGUCAGCAUCAGCCUCAGCAGCAACCUGAAGAGGACAGCCAGCAACCCCAAGGUGGAGAGCAGCCAAGAUGAGGAUCUGAGCUCCAGCACUGAGAGCCUUGAGUUAGAGACUGGUGCACCAGCACGCCUCACACCACAGCGGGAGUUCAUUAAGUCCUUGAUGGGCAUUGGUAAGCGGCUGGCCACUCUUCCCACCAAGGAGCAGAAGACGCAGCGGCUCAUUUCAGAGCUCUCUUUGCUCAACCACAAGCUGCCAGCACGUGUCUGGCUGCCUACGGCUGCCUUUGACCACCAUGUAGUUCGUGUGCCUCACACGCAAGCCGUGGUGCUCAACUCCAAAGACAAGGCACCAUACUUAAUUUACGUGGAGGUGCUGGAGUGUGACAACUUCGAGACAUCCAACGUCCCAGUACGGAUCCCAGAAACACGCAUUCGCAGCACACGGUCGGUGGAGAACCUGCCUGACUGUGGAAUCACGGCCGAUCAGCGUGCCUCCAGCUUCUCCACUGUGCCCAACUAUGACAAUGAUGACGAGGCCUGGUCUGUUGACGACAUUGUUGAGCUACAGGUUGAGCUCCCAGAGGUCCACACAAACAGCUGUGACAACAUUUCCCAGUUCUCAGUUGAUAGCAUUACCAGUCAGGAAAGCAAGGAACCUGUCUUCAUUGCAGCUGGAGACAUCAGGCGGCGUCUUUCAGAACAGUUGGCUCACACUCCUACAACAUUUAGGAGGGAUCCAGAGGAUCCCUCUGCUGUUGCCCUUAAGGAACCCUGGCAGGAGAAAGUUCGGAGGAUAAGAGAAGCUUCUCCGUAUGGCCAUCUGCACAACUGGAGACUGCUCUCAGUCAUUGUCAAGUGUGGAGAUGACCUCCGGCAAGAGCUGCUUGCCUACCAAGUGCUGUGCCAACUGCAGUUCAUCUGGGAGCAGGAGCGAGUACCCCUGUGGAUCAAGCCCUACAAGAUCUUGGUCAUCUCCUCAGACAGCGGCAUGAUUGAGCCGGUAGUGAAUGCUGUAUCCAUCCAUCAGGUGAAGAAGCAGAGCCAGCUCUCUUUGCUGGAUUACUUCCUUCAGGAGCAUGGAAGUUACACCACGGAGGCCUUCCUGUCCGCCCAGAGGAACUUUGUGCGGAGUUGUGCUGGGUACAGCCUCAUCUGCUACCUGCUGCAAGUCAAGGACAGGCACAAUGGUAACAUCUUGCUGGACUCCGAAGGCCACAUCAUUCACAUUGACUUUGGCUUCAUUCUGUCCAGUUCCCCCCGCAACCUGGGCUUUGAGACCUCUGCUUUCAAACUCACCAGCGAGUUUGUUGAUGUGAUGGGGGGGCAAGAUGGAGACAUGUUUAACUACUACAAGAUGCUGAUGCUACAAGGUUUGAUUGCUGCACGAAAGCACAUGGAGAAGGUGAUCCAGAUUGUGGAGAUCAUGCAACAAGGCUCACAGCUGCCCUGCUUCCAUGGGUCGAGUACCAUUCGAAACCUGAAGGAACGCUUCCACAUGAACCUGACGGAGGAGCAGCUGCAGAUGCUGGUGGAGCAGAUGGUGGAAGGCUCUAUGCGAUCGCUUACCACCAAGCUGUAUGAUGGCUUCCAGUACCUCACCAAUGGCAUCAUGUGAAUGCUUAUGUACAGAUAUACUUGCAGAAGGAUCUGCACAUAACUGGACUUGUAUGCAGAGAAGUGCAAGUAGACUUGGGGUGCCACGCACCUUGCAGAGACCACUCAUCUCCCAUUGUUGCCCUGUGUUUGCCUCUUCUCCUAAUCGACAGACAGCUUUGGAUCCACCAACUUGUAAUUUUCCUUGGUCUCCUCUGUCUCUUCUGGUUUUCUUUCUUGCUUUUCACUCUGUUGCCACCCCCAAUC